AUCACUAACUAGAAGAAUUGAAAAGGUGGACAAGUCCUAUUUUCAAGAGAAGAUGACUUUUAACAGUUUUGAAGGAUCUAAAACUUGUGUACCUGCAGACAUCAAUAAGGAAGAAGAAUUUGUAGAAGGGUUUAAUAGAUUAAAAACUUUUGCUAAUUUUCCAAGUGGUAGUCCUGUUUCAGCAUCAACACUGGCACGAGCAGGGUUUCUUUAUACUGGUGAAGGAGAUACCGUACGGUGCUUUAGUUGUCAUGCAGUUGUAGAUAGAUGGCAAUAUGGAGACUCAGCAGUUGGAAGACACAGGAAAGUAUCCCCAAAUUGCAGAUUUAUCAACGGCUUUUAUCUUGAAAAUAGUGCCACGCAGUCUACAAAUUCUGGUAUCCAGAAUGGUCAGUACAAAGUUGAAAACUAUCUGGGAAGCAGAAAUCAUUUUGCCUUAGACAGGCCAUCUGAGACACAUGCAGACUAUCUUUUGAGAACUGGGCAGGUUGUAGAUAUAUCAGACACCGUAUACCCGAGGAACCCUGCCAUGUAUAGUGAAGAAGCUAGAUUAAAGUCCUUUCAGAACUGGCCACACUAUGCUCACCUAACCCCAAGAGAGUUAGCAAGUGCUGGACUCUACUACACAGGUAUUGGUGACCAAGUGCAGUGCUUUUGUUGUGGUGGAAAACUGAAAAAUUGGGAACCUUGUGAUCGUGCCUGGUCAGAACACAGGCGACACUUUCCUAAUUGCUUGUUUGUUUUGGGCCGGAAUCUUAAUAUUCGAAGUGAAUCUCGUGCUGUGAGUUCUGAUAGGAAUUUCCCAAAUUCAACAAAUCUUCCAAGAAAUCCAUCCAUGGCAGAUUAUGAAGCACGGAUCUUUACUUUUGGGACAUGGAUAUACUCAGUUAACAAGGAGCAGCUUGCAAGAGCUGGAUUUUAUGCUUUAGGUGAAGGUGAUAAAGUAAAGUGCUUUCACUGUGGAGGAGGGCUAACUGAUUGGAAGCCCAGUGAAGACCCUUGGGAACAACAUGCUAAAUGGUAUCCAGG
This is a messenger RNA of Nomascus leucogenys (northern white-cheeked gibbon), 1029 nucleotides long. Its product is annotated as E3 ubiquitin-protein ligase XIAP-like. The annotation marks the transcript as partial. Lineage: Eukaryota; Metazoa; Chordata; Mammalia; Primates; Hylobatidae. Gene Ontology annotation, cellular component: spindle microtubule; cytoplasm; nucleus. The transcript has 3 exons. The record is from RefSeq and is a predicted model, not a curated record. Gene Ontology annotation, biological process: regulation of cell cycle.